GGGCGAUACCAGAGUGACAAACGGUAGAUGACAACCGAUUGCACUGAAGAAGUGACUGCGUUCCUCAACAUCAACUCAUCUUGACGUCUUAUAUUCGCCAACUCACUGGUCCUCAUUUUUCAUUAAUACGUUAUCAUGUUGCCCGUAAGCAAUUGAAAUGCAUGUCGUUACAGGAGCUGUAUUUCAGAAGACGGGUGGUGCAUAUUCGUUGAAGGUGAUAACACACGACCUGACUGCUGUUACUGAGGUAAACGUAACUGCCAACUUUAGUUGAUGGAACACCCCACUAUUAGAAUCACUGGCCUGUCCCUUGCCAUUUAGAAAAUAUAUUCCAUCAUAUCACGACGCAUUCCAGGGGAAUAUUCCACAGCUAAAUUGGGUCUUCAUUCAAAAUACUUUCUACUGGCUACGCCUUGCAUGUAUUCAUAGGUUAUUAAAGCAAAAUUCCUGGCCCAGCAGUAUGUACUGUAGCGACAUUGCUCGUAAUCUGGAUUCACUGUUUUUCGUAAUAGAGGGGUGCGCCUCGGGGUAUUAAUUGAAGAGUGAAGAGCCUGUAUAUGGUGUAGGAAAGUAUAUAAUCAUUGAUGUAAGGGAACGGCGAUGGACGGACGUAACAGUGUCGUACGUACAGGGAAUACGUCUGGUACAGGUGAUAAUAUAGCGACGAUUUACGUCUGAAACGUGGUCACUAUCUGACUAGUGCAAGUUUAAAUGACUAUUUUAAAUGAUAUUAUAACUCUUUACUUUAAAAUUCUCGUGUAAACGCCAUACGUCAGCCAUUAUGUACAUAUAUACAGGAAUAUUUCCAUAAUUAUAUGUAAUUGAACGUCCAAUAUUGCCUCUGAGCCAACACCCCUACAAGGUUCAGUUGAUGGUCCAUCCCAAUAUCGAUCUCUCUCACGGAAUCUCUCAACCAUUGGCCUGGUUUUCCUGCCAAUUUUUCGCAGACGACAUUCUCGCUUCCAGUCCUUGAGGCGAAAAAGUCGUCGCCAUGGCGAUACUGAGUACUUGUUGCGGGUGCUGUAACGUUCGAACAGGCUCCAUGGUCACGGCUGUGGUGAUGCUGAUCGUGUGUGGGAUGGACCUAGGCGUCAGAUUCAGCUACUCGAUGGGUGAGGCCGCAACCAAGUACAUCGGGGUGUUCAUGGAUGGGAUUUUUGCACUCUUGUGCAUUUUUCUCAUCGUUGGCGUGGCAGUGAACAACAGAUACCUGUGCAUAGCCUGGGUGAUCGGAGCUAUCAUCUACCUGGUGGGGGACAUGCUCCUCUGCAUUGUUAUCACAGUGACGGUGUUUGUGGCCCAAAACAACAUGGUCAUGGAUGACAUUGUCGCUAUCGCCCCAAACGCCACAGCACUACAUGAUGCUGAGAUGUUCGACUUUGCCCGAAACAUGACCAUUGUUAUCACCAUAGCGGUUGCCUGGGUGGUCUUCUUAGUGGUGGCCUGUAUUAACAUUUACUGCAUUCUGGUGGUAUAUUCCCACAUCCAAAACCUGCGAGAGAGAGACCAGGCGGACGACCAGCCCAGCGGACCCCCUCCUGCAUACGAGCCUGCAGCCCAGGUGUACAGCCUCGAGGCAGCUAAGGUGGAUGCUGAGCCGCGUGUUGACCGAAAAGACACUCCAGCAACGUCGUCCACGUUGGUCACAUCUGCCUGAGGACUUUCCCGUGCGCCAUGCCGAGACACUGAAUCUCUAUGUCACUCACUCUACCAAGUUCAUUGGUGCCUUCCGGCAAGAUGGUAUUUUAGAAAGUACAACAUUCCAACAAAACCACGAAUAACUUCGAAAUUUUAGUACAAAAAUAAUAGCUUUUACAACAAUACAAGUGCCAGAAUGGCGGCCGCGUCAGCGAUAAAAGACAAUCUUUUUUGAAAGGAUGUCUCAAAUGAAUCCAGAAAAAAUAACGUUUGUACGGAUUUGGUCCGAUGAGCUUUCUUGAAGAAAAAGUGUCAUAAGAUUCAGGUGUAUAGUAGUAUACACUGAGUCGCUAUCCAUGUUGUGUUGGUGAUAGCUGCCAUGAUGUCAUAUUAGACAAGUAAUACGUUUACGUAAAAAUAGGCUUACUAAAGCUUCUUGUAGGGAUUGAAUGCAAUACAUUUUUUUAGUACGUAAAAGAUCAAACGUUUUGUUCGGUAACGUGAUCACACAUUCAUCAAUGCACACCUUAUAGAUAUAGUGAAAUACUCUAUAUUGAUUAACUUGGAAUUCUGGUGUGCAGAGACGUAUAGAUGAGUAUAAGAAGGGUCCAAGAUGAAAUAUUGAACACGUAUAAAGGAAUUGAAAACGUUAGUUUUACAAUCAUGCAAAUCA
Branchiostoma floridae (Florida lancelet) is the source of this 2311-nucleotide messenger RNA. Its product is annotated as lysosomal-associated transmembrane protein 4B-like. The record is from RefSeq and is a predicted model, not a curated record. NCBI's taxonomy places the organism in Eukaryota, Metazoa, Chordata, Leptocardii, Amphioxiformes, Branchiostomatidae. The transcript is spliced from 7 exons. The coding region runs from base 992 to 1657 and encodes 221 amino acids.